Messenger RNA from Girardinichthys multiradiatus, 2396 nucleotides. RefSeq lists its product as uncharacterized. Gene Ontology annotation, molecular function: transmembrane signaling receptor activity. Gene Ontology annotation, cellular component: plasma membrane. Bases 566 to 1957 code for a protein of 463 amino acids. Lineage: Eukaryota; Metazoa; Chordata; Actinopteri; Cyprinodontiformes; Goodeidae. The record is from RefSeq and is a predicted model, not a curated record. The transcript has 7 exons.
ACAGGUAGCAGUGGAACAUGAAACACAGACAGGGUUACAAAAUAUGGAAAAGGCAAUCAACAGAGAAGUAGAGGUAAUGGACAUGGAGCAGGUAGUAGACAGGAGAAACCAAGUGGUGAGCAAUGAAAACCAAAGGGUUUAAAUACAGAGGUAGGGUGUAGAAUGGACCAAUGAACAAGGGGGGCUAAUAAGUAGACGUAUGGAGCAGCUGGUGACAGGGAGAAUACAUAUCAACUGAAGGAGGGAGGCUAAUAAACACAGAUGAGCAGGGAGUCCCAGGAAGUAACAGAAACAUCUGAACACAAGAAUGAAUCAUGAACCUAAACUACAAUGAAUGAACUAAAAUAACAGAAACUGAAGAACGUAAACAGAGGAGUGCAGAGAAAACAGAUGAGGAGCUCAUACUCACAACCUAACACAAGAGAGUUAUGACAUUAGUCUCACAUUUCUCUUUAUGUUGUGGCUAACCCAAUAUUUGGAUUCAGGAAACACUCAAAAGAGGAACUCAAUUCAAGAAGCUGGCUGUAAAUGUUAGCACCCACAACUUUGCCACGAGUUCUUCAACAUGAAGAGCAUCUUUCUACUUAUCCUCUCGCUGAUGACAGGUACUGAGUCCUUGACAGAAGUGAAUGCAUGCUGGGAAGGAUGGGUGGAAAUCACAAGUAAAUAUCCUCACGAAGAGAAAAUAUAUGAUAAAGUCCAAGUAGUUUCACCAGCUAGCACCAUACAGAGCAAUCAGACAGGAAAAUGGGAAAAAAGUGACCAAUUUUACCUGUACCAUGAUACAGUUAAAAAAUAUCUCAGGCUUAUUGUUCAACCUUUUAAAUCCAAGGACCGUGGAACAUACUGUUUUAAAUUUGGUCAAACCGCCCCAGCAGAAAGGAGAGAAGUAAAGAUUGUUGAAAAAAAUCAUUGCACGACAAUCAAUCAAACAGCUUACAGAGCAGCUAAAACCAGCAUUAGAUGUAAUUAUUCAGAUCUGGAUCAGUCCAAGAUCAAGUUCAUCUGCAAGGCCAACAAUUAUACUUGUAAGGAAAUCUUAACAACACAGCUAUCUAAGAGGUCAAAAGGAAGAUUUAGCCUGACAGACAUCAGCACUGGCUUCGAUCUGUCAAUCAGUCAAGUGUCUUUAAACGAUGCUGGUGUCUACUGGUGUGGAGUGAAAGAAAAGGAUGACAGUUACCGAGCUGGAAUCACAAAAAUACAGCUGAAGGUUAAAAAUAUCACGAUCUUCAAAAGAUAUCCAACUGCAGGAACAUCUUUAAGAUUAUUUUGCAAAUACAGUGCAAAUAUCUCUAACCUUAUAAAAUUUAUUUGUAAGGGAGAAAAUCAAAACGAAUGUCAGCACAUUGGAAACACCACAAACACAAGUAUGAAAGGCAGGUUUAUGAUGGACAACAAAAUAAACCGAACCAUAACAAUAACAUUGAGAAAAGUUAUAGCAGCUGACUCAGGGACGUACUGGUGUGGAGCAGAGAACACUGACGAGGAACGCAGCAAAAUAUUCAUCAGCAUGUUUGUUGUGACAGUCGAUGGCACGAAGAACUCUUUGAUCAUUACUACAGUUGUGCUGGUGGUUCUGCUUUUGGUGAUAAUUUUGAUCCUUAUUUGCAAACGACGUUCACAUUCAAAAAACACUGAAUCGAGAGCAUCAGAACAACAUCCUGCAGAGGAGUGUGUCUAUGAAGAGGUACAGGAGCAUCAGCCAGCCCCAGUGACUUCUAUUUAUGCCACUGCCAACAAUCCCACAAAUGAUACCACCUUGGUGGAGUACUCAUUUAUCAACUUUCAAAGCACUUCAGACAAUAAAGCUGACAGAGAAUCUCUGAAUCCCAGAUCUGUUCCGAAGUACAGCCAGAACCCAACCAUCUCAAAUGAUCAGCCAUACAGAUCUACAGACAAAACUCUUUACUCCACAUUUAUGGAGACACAACAGAAGAAAAAUCAAAUAAACUGAAUUCUGCUACACAUUCCUACCCUGACCAAUUGAUAGAGUUAAAUGAAUCUGGAAUUAAUUUACCGUCUUACAUUUAUGUUUUCUGCUUUGUUUAUAAUUUACUUAUUUGAGCUCAUUAUUUUAUCAAGUUAGCAUGAUCACCUGUACCUACAAAUUUAGCCAGCCUAUUGAAGAUUUUAUAAAUAUGUUAAAAGUUUUGUGGUUCUACAAAAAGUUGCUUUAUCACAGCUUAAUGCACUUCUUUAUAACUGCUUACUGGAUUGUUAUGUAAUUAUGAUCAUGUGAUUGCUUAUUUUUUAGUUUGGUUAGUUCCUAUUUUUAUGAAAAACAAAGUCUACCAUAUAUCAGUAUAUACAUUAUUUUUAUUACUUAUUGGAAUAUAAUAAUUUUACCACAUUUUGUUUGUAUUGUUCAAUUCAAUUCAGUUUAUUUAUAUAGC